AUGAACAAGCUGUACAUUGGAAACCUCAACGAGAACGUGACUCCGGCGGAUCUGGAGAAAGUCUUCAACGAUCACAAAAUCUCCUUCAGUGGCCAGUUCUUGGUGAAAUCUGGCUACGCCUUUGUCGAUUGCCCUGAUGACCAAUGGGCCAUGAAAGCCAUCGAAACUUUUUCGGGCAAAGUGGAGCUGCUUGGAAAACAUCUAGAGAUUGAACAUUCAGUACCUAAAAAGCAAAGGAGCCGCAAGAUUCAGAUACGAAACAUCCCCCCUCAGCUACGAUGGGAGGUUCUGGAUGGUUUGCUAGCUCAAUAUGGUACAGUGGAAAACUGCGAACAAGUGAAUACAGACAGCGAGACAGCAGUUGUCAAUGUCACAUAUGCCAACCGGGAGCAAACCAGACAAGCCAUCAUGAAACUUAACGGACACCAGCUGGAAAACCAUGCACUGAAGGUCUCCUACAUCCCCGAUGAACAGACUGUGCAAGGCGCGGAGAAUGGGCGCCGGGGAGGCUUCGGCACACGGGGUGCCCCAAGACAGGGUUCCCCUGUGGCUUCUGGAGCGCCUGUGAAGCAGCAGCCAGUAGACAUCCCCCUCCGACUUCUCGUUCCCACCCAGUACGUGGGAGCCAUCAUUGGCAAAGAGGGCGCCACCAUUCGCAACAUAACCAAGCAGACACAGUCCAAAAUUGAUGUGCACCGAAAGGAGAAUGCAGGGGCAGCAGAGAAAGCCAUUAGCAUCCAUUCAACACCUGAGGGGUGCUCUGCAGCUUGCAAGAUGAUCUUGGAAAUUAUGCAGAAGGAGGCGAAAGAUACCAAGACUGCUGAUGAAGUGCCCCUGAAAAUCCUUGCCCAUAACAACUUUGUGGGACGACUGAUCGGCAAAGAGGGCCGAAACCUGAAGAAGGUGGAGCAGGACACAGAGACAAAGAUCACCAUCUCCUCUCUGCAGGACUUGACCCUCUACAACCCCGAAAGGACCAUCACUGUGAAAGGCUCCAUUGAGAACUGCUGCCGAGCAGAGCAGGAGAUCAUGAAGAAAGUGAGGGAGGCCUACGAGAAUGACGUGGCAGCGAUGAGUCUGCAGUCGCACCUGAUACCUGGUCUUAACCUAGCUGCUGUCGGCCUCUUUCCUGCCUCUUCCAAUGCCGUGCCACCUCCUCCAAGUAGUGUCUCCGGAGCAGCCCCGUACAGCUCUUUUUUGCAGCCUCCUGAGCAAGAGACGGUGCACGUCUUCAUCCCUGCGCAGGCUGUGGGCGCAAUCAUUGGCAAGAAAGGACAACAUAUCAAACAGCUCUCCAGAUUUGCAAGUGCCUCUAUCAAGAUUGCACCUCCAGAGACGCCGGAUUCUAAAGUGCGGAUGGUAAUCAUCACUGGACCACCAGAAGCCCAGUUCAAGGCUCAAGGGCGAAUUUAUGGCAAGCUUAAAGAGGAGAACUUUUUUGGGCCCAAAGAAGAAGUGAAGCUAGAGACGCACAUCCGAGUCCCGGCUUCGGCCGCAGGAAGAGUCAUUGGCAAAGGAGGCAAGACGGUCAAUGAAUUGCAGAACCUGACGGCGGCUGAGGUAGUCGUCCCACGGGACCAAACCCCUGAUGAGAAUGAGCAAGUGAUUGUUAAAAUCAUAGGACAUUUCUAUGCCAGCCAGAUGGCGCAACGUAAAAUACGUGAUAUCCUCGCUCAGGUGAAACAACAGCAUCAGAAGGGACAGAACAGCCAGACGCAGGCGCGAAGGAAAUAG
Messenger RNA from Gekko japonicus, 1734 nucleotides. RefSeq names its product insulin like growth factor 2 mRNA binding protein 1 (gene IGF2BP1). Gene Ontology annotation, biological process: nervous system development; regulation of gene expression. Bases 1 to 1734 code for a protein of 577 amino acids. Gene Ontology annotation, cellular component: nucleus; cytosol; cytoplasm. The transcript has 16 exons. NCBI's taxonomy places the organism in Eukaryota, Metazoa, Chordata, Lepidosauria, Squamata, Gekkonidae. Gene Ontology annotation, molecular function: mRNA 3'-UTR binding. The record is from RefSeq and is a predicted model, not a curated record.